Molecule: messenger RNA, 654 nt
Organism: Rhodotorula graminis WP1
Lineage: Eukaryota; Fungi; Basidiomycota; Microbotryomycetes; Sporidiobolales; Sporidiobolaceae
Exons: 4
Source: RefSeq, a predicted model, not a curated record
GACGCGGCGAGGCGGACGGCGGGGAGCGCAGAAGAUGACGAGCAUGAUGAGCCGCCAUACGCCCGCCUCACACGCGCAGCCACCACGGCACACCUCGCCUCUCUCGCACAGCGCGAGCCCGAGCGCCUCUCGGCCCUCAUCACGCUCGUCGGCGAGCGGCAGCGCGCAGGCGGUCCGGGCGCCGCCGAGCGCGGGCUCGCCGAGCUCGAGGAGGCCUGGGCGGCGGUGCUCGCGCUUGACGAGGGGAGCGGGGCUGUCGAGGAGGACGGAAGGCGCAGGCUGAGGGCGAGGGAGGCGAGGGUGGUCGGGCUCGUUGGCGCACAAAGCGAAGGUGCGCCGAUCGAGGACCUGCUCGUCGAGCUCGAGCAAGUCGCACUGCGCUAUUUCGCCCUCUCGCUUCCUCUCGACGCACAGCGCGUCCUCCUCACGGCCGCCAAACUCGCCGACCACCUCGCCGCCUCGUCCACCUCGUCGGCCGAUCCGCCCGCUCCCUCGCCCUGGACGACCAAGCGCGACGCCCUCGCGCAGCAGUGGCUCGCGCUCGAGCGCGGCGGCGGUGCGCACGAGGAGAAGCCGGCGGAGCGGGAGCGUGCAGAGCGAGUCGGGCGCGUCGUGGCGCUCGUCGGGCGGGCGGUCGAGGUCGCGAACCGGUAG